AAAUAAGCUCCUGUGGAAUUGUGGGUAGACACUGGAUUUGUAAGCCAAAGGAAUCCUUUUUUAGCUGUUUGCUUAGUCUUUUCUCCUGCUUUCCCAGGGUGUACGAAACCCUCCAGCACUAGGACCCACCGGAAUCCAGGCCUCUAUGGCACCUCCAUUCCGCGCCCGCGUCCAGCUGCUUCUCUUGCGAGCAGUAGGUUUUCUCAUAGGCCUAAUGGGCCAAGCGGCUCGAGCCUUUGGCGGCCCAAAAUUUGGCUCAAGAACCACCGGUCCAGUGAAGGAACCCUUGCUUCUGCUUUCUGCAAUACAGCUGGCUAAGCUGAUUAGACAGAGGAAGGUGAAGUGUAUAGAUGUUGUUCAAGCUUAUAUCAACAGAAUCAAGGAUGUGAACCCAAUGAUUAAUGGAAUUGUAAAGUACAGAUUUGAGGCAGCCAAAAAGGAGGCUUAUGCUGUUGAUCAAAGGCUUUCAGAGAAACUCGAAGAUGAAUCCACCCUGGAAAAGAAAUGGCCCUUCCUUGGGGUUCCUUUGACAGUAAAGGAAGCUUUCCAACUACAAGGAAUGCCCAAUUCUUCUGGCCUUGUGAACCGUCGUGAUGCUAUUUCAAAAACAGAUGCCACUGUGGUUGCAUUACUGAAGAAAGCAGGUGCCAUUCCCAUUGGCAUAACCAACUGUAGUGAAUUGUGCAUGUGGUAUGAAUCCAGUAACAAGAUCUAUGGCCGAUCCAACAACCCAUAUGAUUUACAGCAUAUUGUAGGUGGAAGUUCUGGUGGUGAGGGAUGCACCCUGGCAGCUGCGUGUUCAGUAAUUGGUGUGGGUUCUGAUAUUGGUGGCAGCAUUCGUAUGCCUGCUUUCUUCAAUGGCAUUUUUGGUCACAAGCCUUCCCCAGGUGUGGUUUCCAACCAGGGUCAGUUUCCCAUGGCUGGAGAAGCCCAGGAGCCUUUUCAGUGCACUGGUCCAAUGUGCCGCUAUGCUGAAGAUCUGAUCCCUAUGCUAAGAGUCAUGGCAGGACCUGGGAUUAAAAAGUUAAAACUGGAUGCAAAAGUACAUUUACAGCACUUGAAAUUUUACUGGAUGGAACAUGAUGGAGGCUCACUUUUAAU
Messenger RNA from Urocitellus parryii (Arctic ground squirrel), 1101 nucleotides. The record is from RefSeq and is a predicted model, not a curated record. NCBI's taxonomy places the organism in Eukaryota, Metazoa, Chordata, Mammalia, Rodentia, Sciuridae.